This is a messenger RNA of Cyphellophora attinorum, 588 nucleotides long. RefSeq lists its product as uncharacterized. The record is from RefSeq and is a predicted model, not a curated record. NCBI's taxonomy places the organism in Eukaryota, Fungi, Ascomycota, Eurotiomycetes, Chaetothyriales, Cyphellophoraceae. The transcript has a single exon. Bases 1 to 588 code for a protein of 195 amino acids.
AUGACCAUAAUGAAGUGGUCAUCAGGAAAAGGUCUAGCUCUCGUUGCCAUCGAAGCCAUGCUCGACCCACGAUGGUCUGGGCUUGCAGACAACGAGCUGGACAACAACAUGCCGAAAAUUGCUGCAAGGCAAGUCAAGAUGAUGGCAACCGGGAAGGUGGAGGGUGGCUACGAGGGCACGGUCAGGAGGAUAGCGACGAAGAUGUUGCAGGCUGGAGGCGGCCACAGGGAAAGGGGAAUGGUGGAUCGUUUGAAGUUGUGGCAGGGGAAGCCGAAGAUGGGGUGGCUUCUGUUGGAUGAUGGUUGGGAUGGAGAUGAGGGCGGAGAGGUGCCGAAGGCGGAAAGGAAGGUCUAUGAUGUGCUCAAGAAGAAGGUGAUUACGAAUGGGAAGAAGGAAAACAACAGGGCUGCCAGUGUUGUUGGUUCGGAAGAGUUGAUGAUCAAGCGAUGUGUGAGAUGUGGGAGACACAAUGAGGACGUGAAUGGAAUGGGUAAGGAGUGGCCUAGGAACGUCGCUGGAUUGAUGAUGCGGUGUAUUUGCGAUGGGUCGUGGGUCGUUGAGCCUUGGUCGACAGCGAUAGAGCACUGA